UUUUCGGGCUGCGUUGCAUUGUUUGCAAAUAAAUACAUAUAAAUAAAAGGAAAAAAAUAGUAUAAAACUGUUAAAAACGUGUGCAUGAAAUAUAAUUUAGCCAUUUUAUUACAGCUCUACUUACGAGUUACGAGCAUAGGCUUCCCAGGCUUCCGUGUGCGUAGUUCAUAGGACAUUAUAGUUUUCCACGGGAAAAUAUUAAUGGUUAUGAAGAAUGAGCAGCCAACACCAAUAUAUGCCGGUGAACAAACCCUCGGGUCCCAGAGUAGGGGACAUAGAACACAUCAAUCAUUUAUCUGAGCACAUUGGGUCUCUGUGCUUAUCAUCAGAGUACUCGGAUGUGACCUUAAUCGUGGAGGGCCAAUGCAUUCCAGCACAUAAGGUCAUCUUGGCAGCAAGCAGCGAUUACUUCAGAGCCCUGUUGUAUGGCGGGAUGCGUGAAGCUAAUCAGGCUGAAGUAGAACUUCAAGCACCAUUGCUUGCAUUCAAAGCUCUUCUACGCUAUGUGUACUCUGGGCACAUGGGUCUAUCCCUUCUGCGUGAGGACACGGUACUGGACAUGCUGGGUCUGGCCCACCAGUUCAACUUCCCCGAGUUGGAGGCUGCCAUCUCCGACUACCUGCGCCAGGUGCUAGCUCUGAGGAACGUGUGCGCGGUGCUGGAUGCGGCCAGAUUAUAUGGACUGCAGGCACUCAUGGACUAUUGCUACAACUUCUUGGACAGGAAUGCCGAGGAGGUGCUCCAUCAUGACACAUUCAUACAGCUGUCCGUAGAGGCACUGCAGGGCCUGCUGGAGCGCGACUCGUUCUUCGCGCACGAGGUGGACAUCUUCAAGGCGGUGUAUCGCUGGUUCAACGCCAACCAGCAGUGGGUCAACACGGAAACGGGCCGCGCGCAGGCGGACAAGAUCCUGUCGGGCGUCCGUCUGACGCUGAUGAGCCUGGAGGAGCUGCUGGGCGUGGUGCGGCCGUUCUGGCUGGUGACUGCCGACGCGCUGCUCGACGCCAUACACGACAAGACGCGCACGCGCUCCAGCGACCUGCCCCACAGAGGGUGCCUCGUGCCCGAAGAGAACAUAGCGACACCGAAGCGCGGCGCGCGCGUCAUCACCGGCGACAACCGCGCCGUGCUGCUCGACGGCGACACCGACAACUACGACAUGGAGAACGGCUACACGCGACACACCAUCUGCGACGACAGCCCCGGCAUCGUAGUGCGCCUCGCCGCCUAUACCAUCAUCAACCACAUCCGCCUGCUGCUGUGGGACAGGGACAACAGGUCGUAUACUUACUAUAUCGAGGUGUCGGUGGACCAGCAGGACUGGGUGCGCGUGGUCGACCACAGCGGGUACUUCUGCCGCUCCUGGCAGAACCUGUACUUCGCGCCGCGCGUCGUCCAGUUCAUACGCAUUGUGGGCACCAGCAAUACUGUUAAUAAGGUGUUCCACGCGGUGGCGUUAGAGGCGAUGCACACCGCGCGCGUGCCGCCGCUGCGGGACGGGCUCGUGGCGCCGCGGCACAACGUCGCUACCGUCGAACUGUCUGCCGUCGUCAUCGAGGGCAUCAGUCGUACCCGUAACGCCCUGCUGAACGGCGACACGGAGCGCUACGACUGGGAGCAGGGCUACACGUGCCACCAGCUCGGCUCGGGCGCCAUCGUGGUGCAGCUGGCCCAGCCCUAUCUGCUGGGCUCCCUGCGUCUGCUGCUGUGGGACUGCGACUACCGCCACUACUCGUAUUAUGUCGAGGUCUCGCUCGAUAACUGGCACUGGGACCUAGUGGCUGAUAGGACGCGCGACGCGUGCAGGUCGUGGCAAGUGAUUUACUUCCCUCCGCGUCCAGUCUCCAUCAUACGUAUCGUCGGCACCAACAACUCCGUCAAUGAGGUGUUCCACCUGGUGCACUUGGAGUGUCCCGCGCAGGUGGAGGAGGGACGAGAGGACCCCGCUGCUAAGAAGCAGAAGCCCGACCCUCGUGCCCCCGCCGCGCCGCGUGCCCCGCCCAGCGCCGGCUCCAGCGACAGAGAUAGCAGCAGAGGCAACAGCACAGAGCGUCCGCGUUCCCCAUCAGUAUGCUCGGACGGGGGCGAGGUGGGCGCGGCGGGUGCGGGGGGUGCGGGCGGCGCAGGGGGUGCGGGGGGAGCGCGGCGCUCGCUGCCGCCCGCCGAGACCGCCACGGAGGCGGAGGAAUGAACGUGCACGUGCGCCGCGUACGCCGUGCGACUGUGUCGCGCGCCGCUGACCGCGUCAUUGGCCGAUUACAUUAGGAAUCUUUUCUAAAUUCACCACAACUAGUGCUUUUAGAAAGAAGUUAUGUAGUAGGUAGCGUCUAUUAUUUAGUUUGUAAGCAUUAGUGUUAUCUAGUCCUAUUCGUUACGUUUUAUUUUUAAAAGUUCUUAAUUUUCUCUUGAUCAAUGAUGAUUGUUUUAAAAGACGCACUUUGCUUCUGUUAGAGACUGUUAAAGAAUUAAGUGUAUACGACAAUUUUAAGUAGACUUGUGGAGUAAACUUUUGCCUCUUAGAUGCGAUUCUCUUUCUCGGGAGCUUUAAAAAUCUAUUUUUUACAGUUAUUGCUAAAUGUAGGUACUGCACAAAAUAUAUUUUUCUAUUUUGUACUUAGUAAUUUUCCAAAUGUAGGUGUAUCUACUUGAAAGCACAGCUUUUCAUGAUAUUAAAUGUAAAAUAAUGUAAAAGUUGCGAUCUAAAAAAAAGUAUUCUAAUGUAAAAUUCUAAAGUUCAGUUUAAAAUCAUGCCGAUACACGACACGACGCAGCGGUGUUUUUAGAUGUAUGCUACAUCGCUGCGUCGAGUUAAUAUCGAUUUAGUAUCGUUCUAAGGGUCGAAAUACACAACGCCAAAAUCGGUUACAAAAACAUCAAAAACCCGUAAUGAAAAAAAACUAGUAGGCGAUUAUGUAUUGGUCUAAAAGUGGAAAGCAUUGUCUCUUGGCUGGGUUUGACUAACCCUAAUACUAUUUCUCUGCAUUUACUUUACUGCUAAAUGGAGAGCCUAUUGCUACAUAUCAGCGAGUUGUGUUAUUGUUGUGAUAAAAUUACUUUUUAUGUUUAUUAUAAUAAGUAGUUAUGUCGGCAUAAUGGGUAGUAGGUAGUAAUUUUUUUUCCUCAUGAUAUUAAUAAUUUUAUUUCAAGACUAAAUAUUUUAAUUUCAAACUUUUAUGAUAUAAAAAAUAAUUUUCAUUUUGAUUUAAUCAAAGCAAUCAGGCUUGUAAUAAUCUAAUCUUAUUCACAAAAUAUAUUGCUUACCUGCAAAGUGCAUAGGUAAUUUUUACUUGUUACUUUGACUAAGACAAGGGAAAGUGUAAAACAAACUUUAAUGGGACAUGAUGAUCAUGAAAUAUGGUGAUGACGAUGUUGAUUUUGGAUGCCUGCUUUAAAAAUGUAAAAUAUGAUCACCAAAAGCUUCCAUGAUCAUUUUAGAAAAAAGUAAAAAAAGUGUACUGUGAUAAUUUGAUUGACUCGAAAUGUGGAAGGUUAUUUCAUUAAAGAGAAAAUAUAUUUUAAGCAAUUGUAACAAAACUGUAUUUAGUGGUUUAUGAAUAAACAUCUUCAA
Aricia agestis (brown argus) is the source of this 3568-nucleotide messenger RNA. RefSeq names its product BTB/POZ domain-containing protein 9 (gene BTBD9). The coding region runs from base 215 to 2191 and encodes 658 amino acids. The record is from RefSeq and is a predicted model, not a curated record. The transcript has 16 exons. Gene Ontology annotation, biological process: adult locomotory behavior; modulation of chemical synaptic transmission; circadian behavior. Lineage: Eukaryota; Metazoa; Arthropoda; Insecta; Lepidoptera; Lycaenidae. Gene Ontology annotation, molecular function: protein binding.